Messenger RNA from Selaginella moellendorffii, 1287 nucleotides. Its product is annotated as riboflavin biosynthesis protein PYRD, chloroplastic. NCBI's taxonomy places the organism in Eukaryota, Viridiplantae, Streptophyta, Lycopodiopsida, Selaginellales, Selaginellaceae. Gene Ontology annotation, biological process: riboflavin biosynthetic process. Gene Ontology annotation, molecular function: diaminohydroxyphosphoribosylaminopyrimidine deaminase activity; zinc ion binding. The transcript is spliced from 3 exons. The record is from RefSeq and is a predicted model, not a curated record. Bases 85 to 1263 code for a protein of 392 amino acids.
UGGCAAAAUUAGGAUAGUGUCUUCUACGUGUCACACGUAAUAUUCCUGCUAGCGAAGAACCCUAAAACCCCCUGUUGGAAGACAAUGCUCCGGAUGCCGCCAAUCGUCACCUGGGAAUCCACCAGAUUCCCUCGCAGGACGAAGAUUUGCUGCUCCCUCCGCGACGACAGCGACUACAUGAGGCAGUGCGUGGAGCUCGCCCGGCGCGGAUUAGGGCGCACGUCACCCAAUCCCAUGGUAGGAUGCCUCAUUGUCGAUAACGCGGGAGAGAUUGUGGGCCGAGGAUUCCAUCCCAGAGCUGGUGAGCCUCAUGCCGAGGUGUUUGCGCUGCGGGAAGCUGGAUCUAAAGCCCAUGGAUCAACCGCGUACGUGAGCCUGGAGCCCUGCGAUCACGUCGGAAGAACACCACCGUGCAGCAGAGCGCUCGUCGCCGCAAGAGUGAGGCGUGUAGUCGUCGGAACUGUGGAUCCAAAUCCGCUCGUCGCUGGGAAAGGAGUGGAGCGACUGCGACGAGCUGGAGUGGAAGUCACCGUCGGCGUCGAGGAGGAGCUUUGCCGGGUUACCAACGAAGCGUUCUUCCACCGCAUGGUGACCAAGAAGCCGUUCACCUGUCUCAGAUAUGCCAUGACUAUCGAUGGAUGCCUGCUCGCUGAUCCUUCAACUCCGGUCGCCGCGAGUUUCUACAGCCAGCAGCUGGAAGAGUAUGAUGCGGUUGUCACCACCGAAGCUUCCCUCGACGCUGAUCCUGUUCUUCUCUCGGCGGAGCAAGGAGCCAAGCAGCCACUCCGUGUCGUGGCCGUCACCUCUUCUUCGUCACUCUCCAAGCUCGCGGGCCUUUUGAGUGCUCGAGUGUUUGACACCAAGCUGGCCCCAACGCUGCUCGUGAUGGACCAGCAGAGCCUGGUGGAGGACGUGACCAAGCAGCUGGGUGGCAAGGGGGAAUCCAUUGAAACCGUGUUGCGGCGCAAGAACGUAGAAGUGGUACCUGUGAACGAGGUUGAUCUCGACUCGGUGCUGGACUUGUGCAACCAGCGGGGUGCCUGCUCGGUGCUGCUCGACUCCACCGCUGGAUUCGACAUGCUGGGAGUGAAGGAAGCCCUCGAGGACGAAGAUCGUGCGGUAAUCCAGAAGCUCUGUGUUGUGGUCGGGCCUUUUGCUGGAGGGGGACAAAGCCAAAAGAUUGCAUCGUCGAUGAGAAAACUGGGCAGGCUGACCACGCGAAAAUGUGGUGAGAACGUUGUUAUUCAAGGCUACUUUGAGUAAAAAGAUUGGGAAGUCUGCUCUAAA